UAAGCAUUCAUUAGUUCAAUUUCUUUCCAUUUUCAAUCUAUAAUCUUAAAAUUCAUUAAUUUUUCAUUUUUUUUUUGUGUUUUUGCCAUCGUGGUUGUUUGAUGUAGAAGGUAGUGGUUGACACGGUGGUUUUGGGAUGUGGUGGCGUGGGUCGUAACAGUGUCGUGAUUGGUCGUGGUUGACUUAGUUGUGGUUGCUAUUGAAAAAAUGGAAAAUAAAUAAAUAAGGGCAAGAAAGUCUCUUUACUUAAAAUGAUGGGGGUUUGAUCAAAUGUGAUGGCGGGAUUUAUUAUUUCACCCAAAAAAAUUUGCCAUAAGUAAAAAGAAUGGGCCUUUGGGAAAAAAAUGACAGCUGUGGGAUUUGAACCCACGCCCUUUCGGACCAGAGCCUAAAUCUGGCGCCUUAGACCACUCGGCCAAACUGUCGCAUGUUUAACAAAUUAAACAAUAAAUAUACUUAUACAGAGUAUUUUUUAAUUUUAGUAUCUUUGUAAUUGUAGCGCAAUGAAGAGGAGAAUUCAUAGAUGCGCUCUCUCUCUCCUAAAUUAUGAUCUAAUUAUUCGUUUGAUCCUGAAUUACAGACUUCCGGAAUUAAUCAUUGAUAUUCUGUUACGAUUGCCUGCAAAAUCUCUGUUACGAUUCAAGAUUGUGUGCAAAUUAUGGUAUAAUUUGAUUAACAGCUCUGAUUUUGUCGACCUCCAUUUUGAACGAUCAAUUGCUUCCCAAACUAAUUUCCAUUUUGUUUAUAAAACCCCAAUUCUUCAUUUGGGUGAUUUCGACACAUUUGAUAACCCGAUUUCGCUUGAUUACCCGUUUAAGAAUUGUGAUAAUGGCGGUGUUGGUGUGGUUGGAUCAUGUAAUGGCUUGCUUUGUUUGCAGAGUUAUGAUUUUGAACAUCCCCUUUUGAUUUACAAUCCAACCACUCAAACCUACAAAACACUCCCAUUGUUGCCUAUAAGUGCCCCAUUUAGUUACACUCGAUCGGUGUUUAAUUUCGGGUUUGGUUAUGAAAGCAUCACUCGGGAUUAUAGGUGUGUGAGGAUUAUUCGGAAUUAUAAUGAGGAAACCAGCUCGUAUGAGAGUGAUGUUAUGGUUUAUAGCUUGAAGGGUGAUUUAUGGAGAAAGGCGGCUACUCCUAGUGUUGAUUACAAUCUUGAUUACUAUUAUACAAAGAGUGUCUUUCUUAAUGGUGCUAUCCAUUGGGAUGGCGGUAUCACUGAGAAUGAAGCUAAUGAGGCAUUGCCUAUUGUUGUCUUCAAUUUAAAGGAUGAAUGUUUUAGUACUAUGCUGAUUCCUGAUUUUGAUUCCAUGGAAAUUGUUCAUAUGUUCGUGGGUGUACUUGAUGAGAGCUUGUGUCUUGCUGUUAGUGAGUUGAGUGGUGACACCCAUUUGUGGGUUAUGAAAGAGUAUGGCACACCUGAAUCUUGGACCAAGUUAUAUUCUGUUCCCAAGCUCAAUAGUUUCUACGAGAAAGUGGCGAGCCCUAUUUGUUAUUCAAUGAGCUUAAAGGAAUUGUUUGUGCAUACUACUUAUUUGCAGGUUGCUUCUAUUGAUUUGGAUACCAUGGAAAUUAGCCCUGUGGAGGUUGCUACUCGAUGCACAGAUGCUCAUGUUUGUGUAGAGAACCUUCUUAUGCUAUGAGGAUAGGAAUGCUAACCAUUUUUGGUUGAAGAGGAACAUCACAUGAGAAGAGGGGAUCGAAAAAGAAAGAUGAGAUGAAGAUCAUUUGAUCUUUUUCCCAUGUUUGUGUAGUAUUAAGCUUGUUUUAGCCUUUGCUAUUAUCUUUGUCCCUAUAUAUAUAAAUAUUUAUUUUCAUUGUGAAACUCUGCUUUAAUUUUGAAUGUGUUAUAGUGAAGCCUGAUUUAUGAAAGA
Messenger RNA from Chenopodium quinoa (quinoa), 1871 nucleotides. RefSeq names its product F-box protein CPR30-like. The transcript has 2 exons. The record is from RefSeq and is a predicted model, not a curated record. NCBI's taxonomy places the organism in Eukaryota, Viridiplantae, Streptophyta, Magnoliopsida, Caryophyllales, Amaranthaceae. Gene Ontology annotation, molecular function: protein binding. The coding region runs from base 504 to 1640 and encodes 378 amino acids.